Molecule: messenger RNA, 1517 nt
Organism: Oryza sativa Japonica Group (Japanese rice)
Lineage: Eukaryota; Viridiplantae; Streptophyta; Magnoliopsida; Poales; Poaceae
Product: daphnetin O-methyltransferase 1-like
Biological process (GO): methylation
Molecular function (GO): protein dimerization activity; S-adenosylmethionine-dependent methyltransferase activity; O-methyltransferase activity
Source: RefSeq, a predicted model, not a curated record
AUGGCGGGUCAAGCUAACACAAUACAGGUUCCCACCGACGCUGAGCUGCUGCAAGCACAGGCCGACCUAUGGCGCCACAGCUUCUCCUACCUCACGGCCAUGGCGCUCCGCUGCGCCGCCAAGCUCGGCAUCCCCACCGCCAUCCACCGCCUCGGCGGCGAGGAGGCGGCAGCAUCCUUGCCCGAUCUCAUGGCGGCCUUGUCCCUCCCGGCGAGCAAGCAACCGUUCGUCCGCCGCCUCAUGCGGCUCCUCGUCGCCGUCGGCGUCUUCGCCGCCGACGGCGUCGCCGACGAGCGCUACCGCCUCACCCCGCUGUCCCGCAUCCUCGUCGACGGCGUCGCCGCCGCCGACGACCACCACCACGACGUUCUCCAGACGCCCUUCGUCCUCACCGCGACGUCGCGGCAGUACGUCGAGGCGGCGCUGGGGGUGGACGAGUGGCUGCGGAAGGACGCGCCGCCGGCGCCGGCGCCGGUGCCGUCGCCGUUCGAGGACGCGCACGGCGCGCCGCUGUUCGACGAGGCCACCGCGGCGGCCAUCGACCCGGAGUUCGCCGCGGCGGCGGACGACGCCCUGGCGGCGCACGACAGCCUCGGGAUCGGCGCCGUGCUGAGGGAGUGCGGCGACCUCCUCCGCGGGGUGGCGUCGCUGACCGACUGCGCCGGCGGCGACGGCGCGACGGCGAGGGCCAUCGCCGCGGCAUUCCCGCACAUCAAGUGCACGGUGCUGGACCUCCCGAAGGUGAUCGACAAGGCGCCGGUGGAUGAUGGCGUGGUUAACUAUGUUGCAGGUGACAUGUUUCAUGCUGUCCCACCUGCUCAAGCCGUGCUUCUCAAGCUUGUACUGCAUUUUUGGAGCGAUGACGACUGCGUGAAGAUCCUGUCCCAGUGCAAGAAAGCCAUCCCUUCACGAAAGGAGGGAGGGAAGGUGAUCGUCAUAGACAUACUGAUCGAGCCUUCGCUGGGGCCAGCGAUGCUCGAAACCCAGCUGCUGAUGGACAUGGCCAUGAUGGUCAACACCAGAGGCCGACAGCGAGACGAAAGCGAGUGGCGAGACCUGUUCUUCAGAGCUGGAUUCAGUGACUAUAAGAUCGCCAAGAAGCUCGGAGCUCGAGCUGUGUUCGAGGUCUAUCCAUGAGAUUUCAUGCUCGAGCUAGCUCCUGAAAAAUGGUACUGUACGUUCUAGUACAUAUUAUGGUUUGUGUUUGCAUUAUGUGCGUGCUGUAUAUGUGCAUUAGUGCAUAUGAAGGUAAAUAAAUGGAGUGCUCUGAAGGGAACAAAUUAAAAGAGGUUUCAGUGAACGUAAAGCACAGGAGGUGUUUGGCUUUGGGUACUUCAUGGUUUGUGUAAGUACUCCUAUUUACACAUACAAUUAUUGUAUACCAACAAGGACAUGUUAUGUACAUGUGCAGUGUGCUUGUACGUGGAUAUAUUGUGUAAAACCACUGUAUAUAUGUUAUAUGUGUGCUUCGCAAUUAAGCUCAGUCAUGAUAUAUGGAGAGAAGAGAACUUGUGAUU